CACCAAGUGGGUCGUUGUGAGAUGCAGCGUGGACGUGACAAUGCCACCAACGAGCAGGUGCGGCGAUUGCACUCGGUCGAAACGCGUCAUUUGACGAGCAAGCGCCUGAAAGAACAAGGCCUACACAUACCUUCGUCGAGUCGCAGCUCUUCUCGCCGAAAGAGCUCGGUCACAGGCGAACACGGCGAUCUCAGCUGGAGUGAACACGAUGGAGUAGAACGUGCAGAUACUCAUGGUGGCAUAAACGAGGCUGAGAGCCAUUCUGACUCUGACGAGUCUUACUCAAGCGCGUCUUCAAUAAACGAAGCCAGUGCCGACCCUUUCGUGGAUGGUGUAGAGCUCAGAAGCGAAAUUACGCAAUUGAGGCAGCAGUUGGCAAAUGUCAAGGGGCUGCUAAAUCAAGCCAAGACUGAAUUGGCUUUGGAGCAAUCGCGACGGCCUACUGUGUAUGAUGAUGCUUAUUUUGUAGCGCAGCUCGACAAUCUGCGACAAGAAAUCCAAUCAUGGACUAUAACCUACUUCUCAACUGGCAAGGGCCACUAUACGCAGCGUACAAGGAGGAGGUUUGAGGUCGUGAGCGACGACUGGGCAUCGUACAUGGAAGAUGCGAAUUUUCGACCCUGGCUAAUACAAGCUCGCAUCUGGCAUACCUUGCUGCAACGCCUGUUCGAUUCAGACUCAUCAAGGCGUCAUCGCUGGUUGUACACAGGAGCGAAAGAUGGAGUUUCUGUCGAUGAGACACUGGAGCGAGCCGCCAGUUCCAGCACAAUCGCAAAUCGCAUGGCCUUCUCGGAAUGGCGUGCUUCCACAUUUGCAUUGCUAUUCCCUGGCAAAGGCUCAGCGAUCGACCCCGCACCGUACCUGCAGCAAGAUCUUGACGAACAUGUGACGGACGUGAUGAAAGACUUAUGGCGCCCGCUUUGGAACUAUGCAGAGAGAGGAUUUUCUAAAGAACACAGAAGCGAAGCGAAGCGGUGGCUCCGUGAAAUCAUUUCCGCUGCCUUUUACUUGGAUCUCGACGUCAAGAAACAUUCAACAGACUUAUGGUUUACUAGCAAAAACUUACGAAUAAGGUCGGCAUUUGACUCAAGAGACAUGGAAGAUAAGCUUGAGCAGACCGGGAAGGGAUACGUGCGGCUUGUCGUUUCACCUCCAUUGUACAAGGAGACUAUAGUGAAUCAGACGGUCAAAAAGAUCUUGUUGCGCAAGGCUCAAGUUUGCACAAGCACGCUCGAGAGAUUACCUCGGAGCAAUAUAGCAAUAGCCAUGGAGACGUUCUAUACCCCUGAGAGUAACCACUCAAGACUUGAGCAGGGGACGUCAGGUUAUGCGCACCCUUCUCGCAGCCAUACGUCUAGCAGGCGACUCGGCGACACCACAGCUAGGGAUGGCAGCGGCCGGAGGUCUGAGUAGUGUCCCGUAGUAGUGCUGUAGGCUCUGCGUUUGAUUAUCGCUGGGCGGGCUCGAGCUGUUAGUGCAAGCUCACGGAUGUCCCAGGAUGUAGAUCGUUCCCACGUAAGCGUGAGAGACGACUUUCAAAGUAUGAGAAAGAGUGCAAAUUCACACUGGCAACUCAAGGCUAGUACAAAUCAAUGUUGAUCGAACAAGAUAGUAUGGAAUGUGGUCUACUUUGUG
Messenger RNA from Boeremia exigua, 1635 nucleotides. RefSeq lists its product as uncharacterized. The transcript has 3 exons. The record is from RefSeq and is a predicted model, not a curated record. Lineage: Eukaryota; Fungi; Ascomycota; Dothideomycetes; Pleosporales; Didymellaceae. The annotation marks the transcript as partial.